CGGCCAUUUUGUUUUGGCGAGGUCUUUCAAAAUUAGGAGAAAUUUAGCUACAUGUCUUGCUAGUAGACUGCAGUAUUUCAUUCAUCAAACAAACUCGUUUAGGUUGUAACUAAACCGCGUUUGGACCUCAACAACAAGUGCGUGGCGAUCGGGUAUAGGAAGAAAGAGAAGAAAAAAAAGAACAAGUUUGAAAACAUUGCAGAGUGGAGUAAAACUUGAAGAAUCAUGGCCACCGCAACCCCAAGCCGCGCCGCGCCUGCUGGAACCCCGCUCUCCCCGACUAGGAUAUCGCGCCUCCAGGAAAAACAAGACCUGCAACAUUUGAACGAUAGACUUGCCGUUUACAUCGACCGAGUCCGGUCACUAGAGCUUGAAAAUGACCGGCUCAUGGUUAAGGUCUCCGAAAAGGAAGAAGUCACUACACGCGAGGUGACUGGGAUUAAGACCCUGUACGAGGCAGAGCUAGCGGAUGCUCGGCGUGUUCUGGAUGAGACGGCCAGGGAGAGGGCCAGGCUUCAGAUAGACCUGGGCAAGGCCAACUCUGACGUGGAGGAGGUGACCAGGAAUCUGAAAAAGAAAGAUGGCGACCUGGCUCUUGCCAUGGCUCGGGCCAAGGACCUUGAAGCCCAGUUCAACAAGAGUGAAGCAAACCUGGCCACGGCCCUCAGUGAGAAUGGAAACCUGGCUGCGGAGGUUGCCGACCUGAAGGCCCAGUUAGCCAAGGCUGAAGAUGCCCAUUCUGUAGCUAAGAAGCAGCUGGAGACUGAGACUCUGAUGAGAGUGGAUCUGGAGAACCGCUGCCAGAGCCUGACAGAAGAGCUGCAGUUCAGGAAGAGCAUGUUCGACGAGGAGGUACGUGAGACGCGUCGACGUCGCGAGAAGCGUACCGUGGAGGUGGACAGUGGGGUCACCCAGGACUACACGUUCCAACUGGCUCAGGCUCUGCAGGACCUGCGCAGGCAGCAUGAGGAACAAGUCUCCAUCUACAAGGAGGAGCUGGGCAACACCUUCCAGGCCAAGCUGGAUAAUGCCAAGGUGUCGUCUGAGCUGAAUGACAAGGCGGUGAGCACAGCUCGGGAGGAACUGCAGGAGGCUCAUAUCAGGAUUGAGAGCCUGGCCUACCAGCUCUCUGCCCUGCAGAAACAGGCCUCUGCCAAUGAGGAGCGUGUGCGUGAGCUUGAGGACCUGGUGGCUGGAGAGAGGGACAAGCACCGCAGGCAGAUGGACCUGAAGGAGAGGGAGAUGGCUGAGAUGAGGGAGCGGAUGCAGCAGCAGCUGAACGAGUACCAGGAGCUGCUGGACGUCAAACUGGCCCUGGACAUGGAGAUCAACGCUUACAGGAAACUGCUGGAGGGAGAGGAGGACAGACUGAAGCUGUCCCCCAGCCCGUCCGGCCGUGUGACAGUGUCCCGCGCCAUGGGCACAAGCUCUUCCCGCUCCUCCUGGGCCAAGAGGAAGCGCGUGGAGCUGCAGGGAGAGUCAGUGGUCGUGCCUCAGGUCCACAUCAACCAGGAGGCAGAGGCUCUCGGCAGCGUCACCAUCGAGGAGACUGACCUGGAGGGCAAGUGUGUCACCCUCAAGAACGACUCAGACAAGGACCAGUCUCUAGGUAGCUGGAGGCUGCAGAGGCAGAUUGGAGAAGGAGAGGAGAUCACCUACAAGUUCUCCCCCAAGUUUGUCCUCAAGGCCGGCAAGACUGUCACGGUGUGGGGCUCAGACGCAGGUGUGUCUCACAGCCCACCCUCUGACCUGCUGUGGAAGAGCCAGGCCUCCUGGGGCACCGGGGACGACAUCACCACCACCCUUGUGAACUCUGACGGAGAGGAGGUGGCUAAGAGAACCGUCACCAAGACGCUGAUGGAGGUGGAGAAUGGAGAUGAUGAUGAUGACUUCGAGGAAGAGGAACUGAGAGGAGAAAAGGCCUCUUCCAGGGAAUGUUCAAUCAUGUGAAGAAGUUCCCAUAUUUUGUUCUCCUACAAAAUCUGCUUCUUUUUCUAGAGCCACUCAAAUCUUUUUGUAUAAUUCUGUCUUGUGUUCUUAAUAUUUUUUUAUCUUAUAAGACAAUUUAAGAGCCUGCCCAUAUUUUUAAGACUCCGUUUUUAACAUCCAAGUAAUCAUGACAAAAUAAAAUUGCAGUGAGUUUAGGACUGAAUUCACUAAGUUAGUUACACCCCCCCCAAUUAUGUUGAGUCAGACAGCUGGAAGUCUUCUGGAUUUAAAGAAUAAUGAUUGUUCGUUCACCACAUGAUCCCACAUUCCACUUAAUCUACAUGAAUCAAUGAGAGUAGUCCCCGGGACCGGAGGACACUGGCAUUAGGCUUGCUGUUGUCCUGUCAAGUCAGAAAGGACUUCACUGUGUGCAUGGGAUACGUUUUAACCCUAGACACGUCUGUUGAGAACAAGCUGGACCUAAACCUAACCAAUUUGUCUGUUUAAAAAAAAAAAAAGUUUAAAUGCAUUGUAGAAUGUUUUCUGGGGGCAUAGUUAUCCGUGGUGGCAUUUGAAUCGAUUGCUCAUUCGAUGAACUUGUCACCAUCGAGGCAGCAGGGCGAAAAAGGAGUUUGGGGGAGAAUGGUCAGCCUGGAAUCCGUUGCACACUGAAUAUCGCUCCUUUUCAAUGUUUCAUUUCACAACAUGAUCCUCUGUAGCUCAGUUGGUAGAGCAUGGCACUUGCAAAGCUUCUUGGGACCACCCGUACGUAAAAAAAUGUAUGCAUGCAUGACUAAGUCGCUUUGGAUAAAAGUCUGCUAAAUGGCAUUUUAUUAUUAUGAAACUGAGCACUAUUCAGUGUGGGUUCCAUUACAGGCUCGAGCAUAGUGGCAGAGUGGAUGUGAUCUUUGGUUCCUUAAAUGUGUAGUAGAUUGUAACUGACAGCUGUCGCUUAGCUCAUGUACUGGCUUUUGUCUGGCAAAUCACAGCAACAGGAUGGAAAUGCUAGGAUUACAUAUUCUACUAAAUGAAUUGGUAUAUUUUAAAAUGCAUUAAUGCCUACAAUUUUAUAAUUGGAAAUGUUUCAAAUUUUCAACAAAAUGUAUAUUUUUUUAAAGUAAUGAAAUAUAGAUGUAGACUUUGCUCUUUCUCACUAGUACUUUUAUGGUUUGGAGAGAAUUACAUCAGAUGGCGAUGUAAUGAGGCCAAGGAUGAGUUACGAUAGAACAUGGCAUGCAAUCAUGCAAAGUUUGUAUUUAAAACGCUACUCUUUAUCUUAUAAAGCAGCGUUUCCCAACUCCAGGCCUUCGAGUACCCCCCACCCACCAAAAGCAAAAAUGUGUUUCCCCCUCCAGACAAACUCACCUGAUUCAACUCAUCGAGGGCUUGAUGAUUAGUUGACGUUCAAUCAGGUGUGUACUGGUAUAAAGUGACUGAACGUUUCCAACCUGUUGUCUUAUUCUGAUGUUGCUGACAUGAUAAAUCAUGAAUUUUGUAUCUUUUUGAAAAUUAUGUUUCUCAAGACAAGUAGACUGUAAGAACUACAGUGUGCAUAUUUUAAAUGUGACUAAGAUUUAAUGGUAGGGUUUCUGUUUUAAAACUAAACCGGAUGUAACUUUUCUACCUUUUGCACCUACUGAAUGUAUGGUCGUGCCUAGAAUGAAAGGUAGUCGUGCUACUUCAAGUCAGCAAUAUGAGAUGCAAUUGGUGAGAAUCUGCCUUUUUCAUGAAGAUCGGGUGCGGUUAGGAUUUUCAAAAUAGAUUUGAAAAAGAUUCUACUGGCAAUAUGCUUGGAUGCGUGGAGAGGAUCUGUUGUCUCGACUCUCGUCCCACACAACUACUUGUUGUAGACAAGUUAAAGGGAUAGUAACCCAAAUUACAAAAUUACAUACAGUUCCUUGUCCAUAGACUGCUUACAGGGUAAGGAAACUAAUAUGUAAUUUAGUCAUUUUGAGUGACACACCCCUUUUUGUAAAACAUUUUUUUUUAUAUAAAGACCUCAGGAUUUGAACACUUAUAAACCUCGUGGAUUUUCCAUUCUUCGUGGCUGGCUGUGCUAUAGCAUCUCAGUGGUUGAAGUAGUUAUACUACCCAAGCAGUGUUCUCUUAACAUGGCUGUGAAAUUGGAAGGAAGGAGCAAUUGGAUUAUUGAUUUUUUUUUUUCAAUUGAUCAAUAAUCGUGACUAUAACAAAUAAAAAGAGAUGCAAUGUUGCUUUGACUUUUUAUAGUUUUAAUAUUGGCCUGGGAAACAUAAUUUUUGUGUGUCUAUUUGAAUGCAGUGCUUUGCAUUAUUUGAAUAUUAUUUUGAUUAGGAUUAUUGUAAUUUGUUUUUUCGAGUUCUCUUUAGAUGGAUCAAGUUUGGGUCUAAAAUGGCAGAACUAUUAUUUUUGUUUGACUAUAAAGUGUUAAUUCUCCUCAAAAAUAUUUAGCAAAAUUGUCUAUAGUAUAAAAUGCAUGGCUAUGCUUCGGGCAGAGCUUUUUGCCAUUUUUAAUUGUCGCGGUAACUGAAAAGCAUGGAAGUAAUGUUGCAACAAGGUUUUGUAUUGAUGCAUUUCCAUUGAACUCAAGAUUGGAUACCUUGGGUGUGGCGUAUCCACUGCGGACAGGGUAUCCAGACGCUCUCUUUUUAAUCAUGAUUGAACUGUGAUGGUCAUUUUACAAAGGGUUUUCUAUAGGAAUUCCACCACCACUACUGGUGAUUUUUACUUAGGCUUCUUGACAGCUUUUAGUUUCAUGCACUGUUUGGUUUAGACACACAUUACUGUUAGUACACAGUAUUACUAUUAAUGUUAGUCAAUGAUGUCAGUAUGUAUUCACAGUACUGCCAAAUGAUCAGGUUCUAUGUUACAGAUGUAGCAAGUGAAAUGUGAGAGACUACAGCGUUUUUCAGGGCAGGUUUUCAGUGUUCACUCCUUACCACAUUAGAUGCUGGGAUUUAUUAAGCCAGUGGAGAAGCUAAGAAUAUUGUUUGUAGUACUUUUUUACUGUAUAGUAGCUAGUGGUGGUAAGGACUGACAAUGAGGAAAUCCAGCUAACCUGGGAGAGCAUGGUUUAGUCAUUUUGAGCCAUACUAAACAUUUGUGAAUUGAUAUUUGGGUCAAAUGCGCAGAUAAAACGAAACCCUAAACUUUAUCACUCUAAGAGGACUUGCAGGGGUGGGGAUGUAGGGAGGGAGCAUGCCAAAUGUGUUUGUCGUACUGCUAUUGAUUUAUUACAUUUACAAUUUUGAAAUAUUUUUUUUUGUAUACAUAAAUCAUAAUAAAUGUUUUCCAUAUUAA
Molecule: messenger RNA, 5208 nt
Organism: Salmo salar (Atlantic salmon)
Lineage: Eukaryota; Metazoa; Chordata; Actinopteri; Salmoniformes; Salmonidae
Source: RefSeq, a predicted model, not a curated record